CGGGACGCUUCCUUCUACUUGCUUGCCACACUGCGAAUGCCCGUGUGACGUCUCCGAUCACUGCACCGAAUUUGGGAUCAUCGUCCCGUCACCACUCCAGAUCGGAACCAAGGACAUGGAACUCAUGGAACUUGUGGAUCAUGAGCCUACGGCUCGUCCCUUUCGGUGUGACUGGCACUCGUGCAACAAAAGUUUCAAUCGCAAGUCGGAUUUGCAGAGGCAUUACCGUAUCCACACAAAUGAGAGGCCAUACGCGUGCUCCAAACCAGGCUGUGGUAAAAGCUUCAUUCAGAGAAGCGCCCUGACUGUCCAUAUUCGUACCCAUACCGGAGAAAAGCCGCACCAAUGCCAACAUGUAGGCUGCGGCAAACGCUUCUCUGACUCAUCUAGUCUUGCCCGUCAUCGCCGUAUCCAUACCGGCAAACGCCCGUACAAAUGUGCUCACGAAGGCUGUUUGAAAAGCUUCUGUCGUAAAACCACGAUGGUCAAGCACCAAAGACGGUCCCAUCAGCGAGGCUUACAUCCCAGCGAAAUCGAUGACUGUACGUCCGAUUCGGACAGUGGCGAAUCUCCCUCGACCCCUAAGCACCCUGGCCUACAAUGGUCUCCCCAAGAGGUCAUGCCCAUGCACCACGGUUCCAUGCCACACAGCCACACGUUGCAUCGCGCUGCAUCAUUUGCCGACUUUGGCCAACAAAUAAACUACUCCAUGCAGCCUCCGGAACCACAAUUCGUUCAUCGACAUAGUAUUGCGUCCGGCAAUCCCCAUGACUACCACCCCCACGCCGUCCCAGAACAUCAGCCGUCACACACAAGCGUACACAUGCUCCAUCGGACCGCGAGUAUGCCGCAUCAUCCCUAUUACGUGACUGAACACAGCAAUCCCGGGGUCGCAACGAUGAAUACCAAUGCUGUGCCUCCCCGGUAUCCCGACCAAAGACACCCUGAGCGGCCCAUGCUGGAGAUCCCUUACACGGGUUCCAACAUGAGCCAUUCCCUCCAGAGUAGCCCAAGCGGGUUUUCAGCAGCUUCGGGCGGCAGUCCUUCCACACACGAAGGGUUUUACGCCCAGCAGCAAACACAGACGGCUGCCUUCGCACUGAACAGUGCCGGCUCUGGUGCCUCGGAUGACCAGCACCAUCCACAUCAGGGCACUUCGCCGCAACACCCACACACAACUGUCGUCCAAUACCAGCAGCAGCCGACGCAACAACCAGCAUGCCAACAGCCAGUCCACACCACAUCCCAGACGGGUCAGACUCAACCCCCUGCCCCGCAACCUCAACCUGUACAGCAGGUCCCACAGCAUGUCCAGGAAGUUCAGCACGUUGCCCAGGCAUACCCCUCCCCACCCCCUCAGCAGCAGGCUGAAGAUUAUUGGCAUGGCCUUCCAUACCAAACGCCGGUGGAGGUGGCAACCAUCGGCUCGCUUCCGGCUUUUGGAUCGGGUACCUACGACAUCUGGGGGCCCAAAAUAGAAUUCGAAGAUCCAUCGAUGCAACUUCCGAGUGCUCGGAUCGCGACCCUUUAACGAACAAACAGUCUUUUCCCGACUUUUGUACUCUCCGUCUAUCUUGUGUCGCUUUGCUUAUAGCAUAUCAUUAUUCUGUUUUGCAGGCCUCCUUUCACGGGGCAUUCCUGCGUGUA
This is a messenger RNA of Sodiomyces alkalinus F11, 1647 nucleotides long. RefSeq lists its product as hypothetical. The coding region runs from base 116 to 1531 and encodes 471 amino acids. Gene Ontology annotation, cellular component: transcription regulator complex; PcG protein complex. The transcript has 4 exons. Gene Ontology annotation, biological process: regulation of transcription by RNA polymerase II. Gene Ontology annotation, molecular function: DNA-binding transcription factor activity, RNA polymerase II-specific; RNA polymerase II cis-regulatory region sequence-specific DNA binding. Lineage: Eukaryota; Fungi; Ascomycota; Sordariomycetes; Glomerellales; Plectosphaerellaceae. The record is from RefSeq and is a predicted model, not a curated record.